Pieris macdunnoughi is the source of this 579-nucleotide messenger RNA. Lineage: Eukaryota; Metazoa; Arthropoda; Insecta; Lepidoptera; Pieridae. The record is from the annotation of a GenBank genome assembly.
AUGCAUUCAACACUAUUAUUACUAUCGAUAUACACAAUAGGAACGCUUGCUACUCCAGUAGAUUAUCCUAUUAAAGUCGAUCUUCCAGUAUAUGAAGAUCCGGACGCAUUUAAAGGGCCAUCUGAUGUUCAUCUAGCUGAACCCCUAUUACCUGAAAAUCAUCCUGGAGUUGACACGCUACACAAUAAUAAACCUAAUUUAGUGGAUCAUAAAAUAGGAGCGGCAAACGAUAUACUUAAUUACAAAACCCGAUUGGGGUAUGGAACUAAGAUUGAAGGUGCAUUGCUGGAAUCUGAAGGAUUCGGAAGUAAAGUGCUUUCUGUCAACGAAGGCGUUCAGCAUGUUGCCGCUGGUAUUUUACAGCCGAAGCCGAUAGUGGAUACAAUACGGGAAGAGGAGAAGUACGGAAAUACAGGUGAUAAAUUUUAUAACACUGGUCGAGCCAUUGUCGGCGGUGCGGAGCGGAUAUCGAACUUCAUCAAUUCAUUGAUUGCGAUACCAGGAUCCCUGUUGAACACUAUAACUCGAUCCGCAUCCGAAAAACUGAAUCAAUUUGGUGGAAAACUUGUUGGUUUAUAG